AUAGUAGCCGAGUGACCUAGAAGUGCGUCAGUACCCUAAAAAUCAGUGCCUUGCAAGGGUACUGUUGAAAAGUUGAAAUACUAAGGCGUCGGUAAAGUGAUUUUAGCAUCUGAAGUCUUUUUAGCUUUGGUAUAGUCACAGAAACGACCAUCCUUUUAGUGGUGAUGUGCUGAAAGAAAAUCUGUGUAUUUGUGGAUAUUGAAAAAAUCUUGGAUAUAAAAUGAAUGUUUCUAUUCGAAAUGUUCUAUUCAAGUGUCUUGAUGGUUCCGCUUUUUUCUCUGUUAAAUCUAUUCUGAGAACAAUGUCCACUAUAGUAUAUCGUAACAAAAAUCCAAGAAAUCUUGAACUUCUUGGUAUGGCGCCAAAAACAAAAGGAUGGGAACUUCAGGCUCCGCGUAAAGACUUUUGGAAUAAAGUUGUGUUGGAUAAAGGAUCACAUCAUACAACUGGGCUUGUUAUUCAUUUUUCAUCAAAAGUUUUACUCUCUGCAUCAACUGCAGAAAUCAGCAUCAGAAAGCAUUUGUAUAGUUGUACUGAUGUCUCUGCUGCAGCAAACAUUGGAAGAGUGUUAGCCUUCAGAUGUCUACAGUGUUGUUUAACUGAACUAUGUUCCGAUGUAACAAGUGAGAUAUCCAAAGAAAGUGAAAGUACUAGAGCUUUCUAUGAAUCUUUACAGGCUGGUGGUAUACAACUGAAAGAACCACCAUGUAUUGAACAAUUAGAAGCUAUUGGAUUAGAUUAUGAUAGUAUGUCAGAUGAAGAAAAACGCAGCAUGUAUCCAAGCCUAAUUGAAACUCUUCGAACUGUUCCUGACUGGCAUUCACUUCCAUAUCCAUAUUCAUUGAGACCUAGAGCUAAAAGUGCUAAAUUGAAAAACAGUUAUCAAAUCUUGUCAAAAAUUCGCCAAGGCAUGGUAUGGGAUCCAUUCUACCGCAGGAUGGUACAUCCACGGAACAAAGCUUAUUGGCAACAUGAAUUUGAAGAAUCACAAAGGAAGGGACUUGAGUCUCAGGUCACCGAAAACGAAUGUGAAGAAGAACAACCUGUUCAAAUCAUCGUUCCGUCUAAAUGGCAAAUAAGCUAGCCAGUAUGAUAUAGUUCUUCUAUUAGAUCUUCAAUUGAUACAAUGUUUUCAUUGAAUAUAACUUUGUGAUAGUUUUGUUUUGUUCAGUUUAAUGUCUCAAUGCUUUAAGCAUUUACUUUUCAGCCAUGUUAUCGUGAUAUCGGAUUUGUAGAAGUCAAGCCUAUUCCAGUAGGUAUAGUAGAUGCAUAUGUAUGUAGUAAUUUAUCCGUAUCUUAUAGUCUAUUUAUUUGUGAUGCUAAAACAUUACUACUUAAAUUCAGUAGUUUAUGUAUUACUGUUUGUUUUAAGACACAACUUCAUAUGCCAGGUUGUUUGCUAAAUCAAAUGAAACCACACUUUUUCUGAGACCGAAUAUAGUGAAGUCAAGUUGAAAGACUCAUCCAAUAGUUACGUUAGGUGAUCUCUGAUGAUUCCUUGCUUCAUUUUUAAGAUCCGGACUUGAUAUUUAUGCGAGAAUUUGGAGCUAAGAUCAAAAGUCUGUUUCUUCAUAGUUAAACCAUUUAUGUAAUAUUUACUUCCGCCUUUUCGUGUUAUAAGAAUAUAUCGGUUUGCUUUUAAAAUUACUUCCUCUAGGUUAUGAAUAACAGCAAAGUACAAAGUUACUAGUUGGAACUGUCUAGGCUUCUUGAUUAGUUAGGGUUCAAAAGGAUGGAGACUUUAGUAAUUGACGGAUUGCUGUUGAUGUAACUAGAGAUUAACUGUAAUGUCGUGGAUGCUUUCAUCCAUAUAUUUUUUGAAAGUUAUGGUAUGCUAUUGUUCUGUACUGAUUAACUUUACGGUCCACUUAUUUUUUUUAAACAUCUUAGCGUUUUCACUUUUCCCCUUCAUUGUACUGUUGGGAAAUUUAUCACCUUAAAACUAUGUGUUAUCAUCUAAAGUUUCUUUUUUAUAUCGUAUCCUAG
Messenger RNA from Heterobilharzia americana, 1986 nucleotides. Lineage: Eukaryota; Metazoa; Platyhelminthes; Trematoda; Strigeidida; Schistosomatidae. The record is from the annotation of a GenBank genome assembly.